UGGUAUGCCGGGUGACGGUCGCUGACAGGGGGAGAGACCCGGCUGAAAUGAAGCUCCCGCUGAGCACUCUCAGUGCUUCGUGCCUUAAACCCGACGCGAGACUUGCAAACGGCUAUUGCGCAAAUUUCCGCCCAUUGUGCGCCGAGUCACGACGAGCGCGGAGAGGAAGUUUGGCUUUGGCCAGUAGGGCUCUGUGCGCCACUUCUAUAAAACGCGACUGGGGCUUGGCUGUGUCACUCCGGUGCGCGCGCGCGCGUGUGCGUGUGUUGUGUGUUGUGCGUGCGGGUCUCCGCAUCAACAUGUCGACAUCAAGCUCCAGGAAAACGACUGAGCCAGCGGAGGAGCCCGUGGACGAGGUGCUGCGAAUGCCGCCGAUGAUGCUGAUGUGCGGCGGGUGCCGGCAGCCGAUCAGUGACCGCUACCUCCUCAAGGCCAUCGAGCAGUUCUGGCACGAGGACUGCCUCAGCUGCGAUCUCUGCGGCUGCCGCCUGGGCGAGGUGGGACGAAGGCUCUACUACAAGCUCGGACGCAAGCUCUGCCGCCGUGACUACCUGCGGCUCUUUGGGCAGGACGGUCACUGCGCGUCGUGCGGGAAGCGCAUCCGAGCCUUCGAGAUGACGAUGCGCGUGCGGGACAAGGUGUACCACCUCGAGUGCUUCAAGUGCGCCGCCUGCCAGAAGCACUUCUGCGUGGGCGACCGCUACCUCCUCGUCAACUCGGACAUCAUCUGCGAGCAGGACAUCUACGAGUGGAGCAAGAUCAACAUCAUGAUGACCUGAGUCGCCUGGGGAGGAAUGGCAGCAGCAGCAGCAGCACAAGAAGCUGAUGGAUGACGGAAGGCCUGGUGCUGGGAGGAUAGAGGCUUGCGGGCUCGAAGAGGGGGAGUCCAACCCAACGCAAAGGCGGCGCUCUGGCUCCAUGCAGGAUAUUUCGUUCCAAAAACUACCGACAGAGACGUUUAAGAAGGACGCAAGUUGCGUGUGGUCCAAAACAAGAGGAGUCCGAUGGAGGUGCAGCAGUCACUCGCUCACGCCACUGCUGCUGGAAGGGUCUCCACGAGUAGGAGCUCAAGAGAGCCCCUCUAGUGGUGCGUGUAUUGGCCUAAUCUUCCACGUGUAUUGGCCUAAUCUUCCACGUGUAUUGGCCUAAUCUUCCACGUGUAUUGGCCUAAUCUUCCACGUGUAUUGGCCUAAUCUUCCACGUGUAUUGGCCUAAUCUUCCACGCUGGCCAGGAGGUGGGAGCACCCAUGCUGUUACCCCACGGGCACGCGACCUGCCGAUCAACGAACUGUGCGUGACGCCUGUUUACAAAUGAACCUUAUGGCGGGACCCUGGGGUCCCAUAAGCCCCCGGCUCUCGCAUAAACUGCGUUGCGACGCCGUUGUAUGUCUGUUGAAGGCAAACGACACGGCGAUCUAUUCCUCUCGACGAGCUCUACACGAUGCGCUAAUCAAGGUUUAAAAGUUUUGUUUCUUCUGCGCAUUCGUCAUCGCUGUGCUUGGACACGACACGACGACAGAGCGAUCCGCGCCAGGCGGGUCGUGGCGUUUAUGUGCGCGGUGGGACGGAGUCGGCGAAUGUUUUUAAUCAUUUACGAUUUUGACUUCCGGUUAUUGGUGACCCCGGGCACCCGCCAUGAGGUUCGUUUAAUAAACAUGCGUAUCGAGGAUUUAUUUGGCUGUUCUACAUUUCAACAUAAGCCACUUCAGCUUUUAUCAUCUGUGGCCAGGACGCUUCUGGAAAAAAAAAGCGCUAUAUAGCUCAGUGGGCCUUACAUUGGUAUUUAAACAACAAAAAAAGUUGAUUUUUUUAAAAUUUAGUUUAGCGAGUCUUGUCACGCGCACAAAACGCGCCGAUGAGUGACUGACUUCAGCACCACCGGCGGUGUAGACGCAAGAUUAGCGUCCGCCUUACUUUCCGGAGCGUCUUAUAACCCGGAGAAUACAGUAUAUAUACAAAGUAUUAUUUUCCUCAGUUUUAUUGAGUCAACAAACCACCUCUGAGGGGAGGUCCAAUAAUGUUCUUCUGGGCCCAAAAAAGCCGACAUGAAUUGCAAGCAAUGGUACUGAACAGUAAAUAAUACUGCCUGGUCCGGAGAUUGCUUUUGUCGUAACAGACGAUGGUGCGAAACGAGCGUUGGACUUUCUGACAUCCAUGGUCACUGUGGUCAGGCUGUAGAAGGAUUUGCUUUAAGAGGAUAAUUUUUUUAAAGUAAGCCAACUUCAUAGCAGUCAGACAAAAGAGUUUUGCAAUACUGUAUUUGUGCAGGUUUCUGCUGGUGAAUUGUGAAUGGAUAUUUGUUCUGGAUAUAAUGAUUUGUUCCCAAAACCUCAUUCCGCAUGAUACCCAUGUUUCACUUAACUGGCAUUAUUCAUUCAGGGCAACUAUUCAAUUCAAUAAAAUAUAAAUAAAUUAGAUUGUGGUUACUCUAGCGGCCUCUCAUGGCCGAAAAUAUCACGCGAACCUAUGGCAUUACACUUAUAAGAACUGAUAAACAUUGGUUCUCACGCAUGUGAUUUGAUGUGUGUAUCGUGGCUAUAAGAAUCAAUAUUUACUGAUGAAUUGAUGCAUUGCUACAGCCGUAAUAUGUGUAAAUUCAUUAUGACAUUUGGCAAUUUAAACAUGUUUACACAUUUACAAUCCAUUUCACAUAUGCGUCUGUCGAUUAAUGUAGAUGAUAACGGAAUAGAAUAAUGAAAUAUGUAAUACAAGAAUAUUGUUGGAAAAAAAUCUAAACUUACAUGCAAAAAUGUACAGAUAAGAGUUGUGCGAACGCUAAGUCUACAAAAUGAGGUAAUCUCUUAAAAUAUUGUUUCGGAGUCUAAUCUGUCAUUCGGAAGCCUAUUGACUGCCCACACGAUGCAGAUUUCCUACCUGUGAAACAUGCCCUACACAUUUUCACACGGCUUGUUGUCACCCUCUUUGAUAUUUAACUGUAGCCAUCCGACUAUUGCGAAGAGAGUCUGUACACGUCCGAAUUACGGCUCACUCUCCUGAACAGCGACAUCAGAGAUUGCCGUAUUAUCGUAGCAUUACCAUUUGCGAAACUGCCAUGACCUACAUUAAUCUACAGGCGUCAUUAAGAGAGGGAUUGUCAAUAGUUGCACGGCCUGCCUCGAUGAAGGUCGGCUGUGGCAUGCACAGGUGAUAUCGUGGAUAAAAGAGUUACUGUAGAAUGGGGAAGAGGGUUGAGUCCCCUUAAAUGUGUCAACUGGAAGUCUAUUAAAGAAAUAGACAUUCGUCAACAACACUGCCUUACAAGAAGAAUGCAAAUCAUUGGCGACGUUAAGAGAAAUGGCCGUUCACAGCACAUGAAGAAGGGCCAUUGCCUGAAACGUCGCCUAUCAUAUUUAUUUUUAAGGUGGUGUUACUAACGAAUGUGAUGAAUUUUUAUGUUUUGUAUUAAAGCAAUACGGUUUGCAUGAGAAUGCUGCUCCCUAAUGGGAGAAUACACGUAUAUGUGUAUAUGUAUUUUGCAAAAAAAACUCUUAAAAACCUUG
Molecule: messenger RNA, 3500 nt
Organism: Petromyzon marinus (sea lamprey)
Lineage: Eukaryota; Metazoa; Chordata; Hyperoartia; Petromyzontiformes; Petromyzontidae
Gene: LMO2
Product: LIM domain only 2
Biological process (GO): positive regulation of transcription by RNA polymerase II
Cellular component (GO): nucleus
Molecular function (GO): transcription coactivator activity; DNA-binding transcription factor binding
Source: RefSeq, a predicted model, not a curated record